CUAUUGGUUAACGUACCGUACGAUUUUAGAUUGGACUCGGCUCUACACCUGUCUAUUUACAGUAAAAAGUUGGCACUAAACUAUGAACCGUGAACCGUCUCCUGAACAGUGAACCGUCUCCUUCUCAACGGACUUAAACUAUGCAUGUUUUCAUAACACGUUUAAUUUGCACUAACAAAACGAUACCAUUUUGAAGCUAUUGUGAAUAUAUAUCCAAUGUUGGAACGAUAGAAGAGGAUUCAAAGAGAGAGAGAGAGUUAUGUACAUUUGUUUUAGGAUUUGUACACAUUUUUAGAUUUAGAUCCGAAUUCUUUUAAAGAAUUGUAACCUCCCAGCCUGAUUAAAGAAGUAACACUCGUAUUCUCUCUUCAUAGUAGCUGAGAUUAGCUAGAUUGAAAUACUAAUUGGUGAAAUCUUGUAAAUAUUUUAAAGUAUAGGCUCAAUUAUGCAAAAUAUUUUUUUUUUCUUUUUUUUUUUUAUUAUGCAAAAUAUACACUAGGCGAAUACCAAUAAAUAAAAGAUAAAAGAGGACUCCCAAAGCGCCGUUUGCAUUUUCGAAUUUGAAUCAUUCCUCUGAAAAUAUCGAAUCAUCUCUCAAAUGUCAGACGAGAAGGUAAUCAUCGAUCUCUGCAGCUCCGACGAGGAAGAAGACAAUUUCGCUGAUCAGAAUCGUUUCGAGGAAGAGAUCGACCUAACGGAAGAUGCAGAUACGAGUUCAAGUGAGGAAGAUAGCGAUUGGAACCACGAUGAUACUACCACCGACUCAGAUGUGGAGUACGACAUAGAUAACGAAACCGGCCAAAAAGGCCAUGCUGCUGCUGCUGCUGCUGCUGCUGCUGCUGCUGAUGAUGAUGAUGAUGAUGAUGGUGACAAAGUCACCCGCCUGCUCACAGCGGGGAGUGAUUUGAUGAAAUCUCUAAAUGUAACUGAAUGCAAAGCGUACCUGAGAAAGCAUGGUCUCAGAUUAUCUGGUACAAAACCAGUUUUUGUUGAGAGGAUUCUUGAGCAUUGGAGGAUUAAAGAUGGGAGUGGAGAAUCACUUUAUCCAAUUUCAUCUUUUCCUAUCAACUGUAAAGGUGAUGUCUGCAAAGGAGACACUGUUUUGUUCACACAGAAGGUGAAAGGGAGUGGGAAGGUUAUGGGGAGGAGAACUGUCGCUGGCCAGGUUGUUAAAGAAAGCUACGGUACUGUUAAACAGCAACACACUUUCACUAUUGAAGUGCUUUGGUGCGAGGGGAUGCAGAAAUUGCCUCCCUUGUACCCUUUACUAGUGAAAGGACGGAAUCUUUAUAGGUUAAUGACCAUGAGGCAGCGAUGGGCUAAUGAAGACGACAGAGUAAAAGUUCUUUCUGAAAAGCAUAGCCGUGGUGCUGCAGCAAGAAAAGUUAUGAGAGAAAGGAAAAUAAAGUUAGGCUAUGUAAUGAAAGAUGGAAGACUUCAAAAGCCUGGUCAUGUGAAGAAGCCUUGUCAAGUAAAGACAAGAAAAAAUGAGAAUCAAACUCAGAGGUCUAGUCACUCACUUGUUGCUUCACAAGGGGGUCAUAAGAAUCCAACCCAGUUGAGGAAUAUAAAUCCCCCUUUCCACUCCCAUACAUAUGCUCCUCGACCCCACGGUCCUCCACCACGUGCUCCUCUUACAUAUGCUCCUCGUCCAUACGCUCCUUUUAGUGUCCCUCAGUCACAUCUUCCUCGGCCAUAUGCUCCUUUCAAUGUCCCCCAUUCACAUCUUCCUCGUCCACAACAAAACCAAUCAAUCCAAAGACCACCACUGGCUUUCUUCAACGGAAGACCUACUUCUAAUGCUUUGCAGGGACAAGCAUCUUUCAACCCACACGCUAUGCCUGUUACGCACCAGAGGAGGCCAUACCAGAACCAUGCAAGCUCGAACAGUGGCUACAGCUACGGGGUGAGGGACUUGGAUCACUUCUCGGAUAUGACAAUAAGCCACAGAAGACAAGGAAACUUAUACAGGCAGAGUGAGGCGCCUCACAGACCAUACAACAGCCAUACCUACCAUUCAAACCUUAACAACCAUGGAGAAAGUCACAUGAUAAGAGAAGGAGACACACACAAGCAGAGUAGGGACACUUACAGACCAAAUCAUCGGUGGUAACACUCAUUGGUACUGGUCUCGUUUGCAAGUAAACUUGAAUUGAAUUUGCACCUUCCUUUUUCUUUUUUUUAAUUAAAUCUGGUUUCAAGGCCAUAGGAAACAGUCACUUCUUGGGUCUUCUCUGUAAUCCUGAAAGUUCCAUCGGAUCAUAAUUCUCUUGAUUGAUCGAUCAUGCCUUUCUCAA
Messenger RNA from Brassica rapa (field mustard), 2297 nucleotides. RefSeq names its product zinc finger CCCH domain-containing protein 62. The record is from RefSeq and is a predicted model, not a curated record. Lineage: Eukaryota; Viridiplantae; Streptophyta; Magnoliopsida; Brassicales; Brassicaceae.